GUAUUCAGUACAUAUACACACCAUAUGAAUUUUUUAUGCUUAUCACACAUUGUUUAUUUUAUUAACCCACUAAUAACAAAAUUAAACUACAAAGUGCUUCAACAAAUUAGAUAAUGGAAACGAAAUGAACCAGCCUUAUAAAUAAAUACAAUUCAACUAUUGCCUCGUUUUCAAAAAUGUCACGAAUAAGUUAUAAAUAUUUUUCACCUAGCAUAAUCAAUUAUAAAAUGUUAAGGAAUAGAGAACUCGGUCUAAAGCCUACCUUAGGCUAUAGUGACGAUAUCUACCGCAAAGUGUAUAGCAACAUGGACGCGUACCUAUCCAAUAUACCCAUGCAACGAUUUACCGCUGAUCAGGGAGCAAUUUUUAACUUGGAAUUUAGCUUGGACGGAAAGCUGUUGGUGGCCGCUUGCGAAGAACGAUCCGUAUUACUCUUUGAUGCGUCGGAUCAGAGGCAAAUCAAAAAAGUUAGCGAGGCCCAUUGCAGUUGUGUGAAUUGUGUCCGGUUUCUGGACGAUCACACGUUCGCCACGUGCUCCGAUGACAACACUGUAAAACUAUGGGAUACGCGAAAGUUAAAAACAGAACUGAGAACCUAUCGUGGACAUGCUAACUGGGUCAAGAAUAUUGAAUACUUGGAAAAGGAUCAGAUUAUGAUAACGUCAGCGUUUGACGGUAAUGUUUACGCGUGGGAUUUAAAGAAUUGCUCUGAGAGUAGUACAAUUUAUAAUAAUGUUUUCGUAAUGAAUGGACUUAUGAGGACUAAGCUGACGCCUGAUGGUACAAAGAUGAUUAUUUGUACAACUAGCGGAUAUAUUAUAAUUAUUCACGAUUUAAAUUUAGCCACACUAAGCAAUGAUCUAAAGUCGUUUAGGCCCCAUCUGUAUAGGUUAAUGCAGUUAAGUGACCAAACAUUUCCAUCUGCGACUAUAUACAAUCACCUUUUCAAACAAGAUCGCAAAUCAAAUCGACUAGAAUUCAUCGACGAUUUUCCAAAUGAGGCCGAGGUUAUUAGCUCUUUGCAAAUACAUCCAAUGGGAUGGUGCGCUUUGUCACGGAGUAUUACCUCUGACGAGAGCGAGGAGUGGACUUCGGUGCACGACAUUCAAACACGCAAUCCGCGUGAUUACGAGGAAGCCUACCGAUAUAUCCACGAGCCGGCAAUCGAAGAAGACGAGGAGGAGUUAUCCGAGAAUGUUAACAGGCGGCCCACCGACAUCUGGAUGGGCUUCCUCACCAACGACGAUCUAAACGCGUACAGAAAUUCGCCGUUAUUAAACAUCCCAGAGAAUUUUCAUUCGACGAUGGGCGUCAUCAAUAGCGGCAUUAUCGGUCAGGACAUAUUCAAACGACAUUUUCGCAAUAGGCCCGAGGAUCGCAAUCGCAUCAUACUCAAUUUGCCUCGUUUGACGCAUUUUAUUAAAGAGAAAAGUGUCGGCAAAGGGUACAUUAAGGAGUUGUGCUUUUCGAGCGACGGGCGGAUUAUUUGUUCUCCAUACGAUACCGGCAUUCGACUGUUGGGAUUUAACGAUCAAAUGCAAGAGCUGUGUUACUGUGUACCUAAUCAACCUAGAGAAUUAUAUACUAUUGCCGAAAUGAAUAAUUAUCAUCCUGACGUUGUUGUUAGUUGCAAAUUUAACCCUAGACAUUAUCAGUUAGUGAGUGGUUGUUUGGGUGGUGAAAUUGUGUGGUAUAAACCCAUUUUGUAAGUGCAUCGAACACGGAAUUUUUAAGCUUAGCUUGUUUGUAUCUAUACUUGUGUACAGGGUGAAUUGCCCAAACUACCUCCCAUUGUAGCAUUUUGCAUCUGUAUAGAUUUUUGACAUCAGUUGUCGUCGUUUCAUUUUCAAACCGCUCUAUUGUUUUAUGUUAUACAAACGCUACUGAGAUUAGUAAAUUAUUUGUACAAUAAGAUAAAUUUAUUAAACUGCAAUACUGAUGUGAUUGUGUACUGUAUGAAAUUGUGGGCAACUAUAUAGAUGUAAAUUGUAAUAAAAUUGAUUUCGUAUUAAUUAGUUAAUGUAUUUCUAAGAUAAUUUCUCAGAAUUAACUAACAGAGCUGUUACUGCCAUAAUUGUACAAGCGUGUUAUAUUUUACUAUAACAACUAAAUUUAUGAAUACAAGUUUUUGGCAUGUU
Molecule: messenger RNA, 2138 nt
Organism: Photinus pyralis (common eastern firefly)
Lineage: Eukaryota; Metazoa; Arthropoda; Insecta; Coleoptera; Lampyridae
Product: DDB1- and CUL4-associated factor 10 homolog
Exons: 6
Coding region: 177-1709 (510 amino acids)
Cellular component (GO): Cul4-RING E3 ubiquitin ligase complex
Molecular function (GO): protein binding
Source: RefSeq, a predicted model, not a curated record